GAAGUGAUGAUUUUGACCAGAUGGGAAUUUAGACCAAUUACCUUAGUAACUAACAGCACACAAAAAAAAAAAAAAAAACUUUCAAGUAGUGAGAGACAACAUGGACGAGCUCGAUUUGCUGUUGGAGGAGUUGGCCCUGAAUUCAGCGCGUUCAGAAAGUGUCAAAGAGAACAAGAGCAAUGAUCCAGCCGCUGGAGAGGUGUCAGGUGCUGUUCAUGGGGGAUUUACCAAAAAAGGAAAAGCCCCAGUCUGCUUCAAUGUGUACAGUGAUCUUCCGGCUCCUGUGGCAGCUUCCCUGACUCCUGACUCUCCCACUAAAGAGCUGGACGAUAUCUUGCAGGAUAUGCUGGGUCUGGGACAAGGGGACCCAGUGUCUUCACCAACCCCACCGCCUCUUACACAAAAACUGUCUGUGAAAAGGAAAACAGAAGGCGGGCGACCGGAUACCAAGGAGAGCAGCAGCGACACAGCAGCUUCAGACGCAAACGCCUCGACCACGAGCAAGAAGGCGGAUAUGAUAGAUGACCUGCUAGGAGGGCUGAGCUCUGACUUGGAGAAGAUUGGCGUACGCACCACGGUUAAGGGCCAUUGUGCUUCUUGCAACAAAUGCAUUGUGGGAAAGAUGAUCACGGCGCUGGGUGAGGUGUGGCACCCUGAGCACUUUGUGUGUGUGGAGUGUAAGAGUGAGCUGAGCACCACAGGCUUCUUUGAGAGAGAGGGCCGGCCGUACUGUGACAAAGACUACCAUCAGCUCUUCUCUCCCCGUUGUGCCUACUGCAAGGGCUCCAUUGUGAAGAACAUCCUGACAGCCCUGGACCAGUCCUGGCACCCAGACCACUUCUUCUGUACACACUGCGGAGACCUGUUUGGAUCUGACGGUUUCCUAGAAAAAGAUGGGAAGCCCUACUGUUGCAAGGACUUCUACCAGCUCUUUGCUCCCCAGUGCUCCGGCUGUGGGGAGUCCGUGAGGGAGAACUACCUGACUGCAGCCAACGGCACCUGGCAUCCAGAGUGCUUCGUCUGCGCAGACUGUCUGAAGCCCUUCACUGAUGGCUGUUUCAUGGAGUUGGAUGGUCGCCCCCUCUGCUCACAGCACUUCCACUCUCGGCAGGGCACUCUGUGCGGCGGCUGCUGUGAGCCCAUCACGGGCCGCUGCAUCUCCGCUCUUGAUCGCAAGUUUCACCCCGAGCACUUUGUGUGCGCCUUCUGUCUGCGGCAGCUCAACCAAGGCAUCUUCAAGGAGGAGAAAGGGAAGCCAUACUGCUCGCCUUGCUUUGACAAACUCUUUGUGUGAGACACACGCAGUACACAACGUAGAAACAAUGCAAACAGAAACCAAUCAAAUCCAGCGUCACCUCCCAUCGUAUGAGUGAUCUAUUGAAUGAGGAAACUGUUCUAUUCUUACAUUACAAGAGUGUAUUUGCAUUAGUAAAUUAAAGUUUCUUUUUUUCCCAGCGCUUCUUGGCCCACCGAGAUACUUGACAUUUUCAUGAAUUGCACUCGAAAGUGUGCAACAUGAAAUGUGACAUUAAUUAUUAAUAGUUUGAAAGGAAAUAUCAAGGAAGAAAUGCUCACAUUGUAACAUAAUAAACGACGUGGUUGUAAAUCACGUGGAAAAUA
Cyclopterus lumpus (lumpfish) is the source of this 1620-nucleotide messenger RNA. RefSeq names its product leupaxin (gene lpxn). The record is from RefSeq and is a predicted model, not a curated record. The transcript has 9 exons. NCBI's taxonomy places the organism in Eukaryota, Metazoa, Chordata, Actinopteri, Perciformes, Cyclopteridae. Bases 101 to 1294 code for a protein of 397 amino acids.